Zootermopsis nevadensis is the source of this 3362-nucleotide messenger RNA. RefSeq lists its product as uncharacterized. The record is from RefSeq and is a predicted model, not a curated record. Lineage: Eukaryota; Metazoa; Arthropoda; Insecta; Blattodea; Termopsidae.
UAUGUGACGGCGACGAGCUCAUGAAUAUCAUCACACUGUCAAGAGCAAGACAGGAUGACGAAGAGCGGAAACAGAAUUCCUUUCACUGCCGCAAGCUAUUGGUUUUCCCAACAUAAAUGCACACUAUUCUCUACGACAGAAAAAUGUUCCUCUUCCGCAACAGAAGACGUUUGCGAUGAGUAUAAAUCUGCAUACAUUCUAUGGACUUCGGCAUGAGACGGGUGAGUGGUUAGCUUUAUAUUCCAGCCGCUUUGUCCUGAGAAAAUAAGCUCGGUAUCUGUUAGACAGGAUGCUGUGUGGCUCCAGUGCCAACCUGAACCUUUGUGUUCCGCGGCUUCGUCCUUUCAGAAAAAAGAACUCCCUGAUAUCCAGCUGGGUGAACUCCAAAGCAGGUACGGAAACGCUGGAGAAGUGAAAAAGACUUGAUUCUGACGGGAAUCAAACCCCGAUCGUCUAUCCUGUAGUCAGUGACUUUACUAAGCUAUCACGGUUAAUCAUGGAUCCGCUAUGAAUUGUUCUAUCCACGCGCAGAAACAAGAAGUCGAAUAAAAGGAGUGGAGAUAAAACUUCACUACGAACUGAAGACAGAAUGGUGAUGUUCAGAUUCACUCUCUUGCCGUUUUAUGACUCGAGAAAAGUGCUCACGGUAAAGGAUGGAGGCUACAGGGGCCGCAGCAUGUGGCAAAGUGAACAAUCCUCAUCAGGAAUUUAACCAUGGUCGUCCAGUCCACAGUAUCUUUUCUCACCCAACAGUCAGUGUCCGCUUUACUUAACAUCGCGUAUUUCAGAAGACAGCGCGCGGACAUGAAAAAGCAAAACGUGGUUCAGACCUCGGCACGAAAUAAAUUAGCGUCACACUCCGACUGCUUUACCCCUCCGGCUACAGAUCCGGUACCUAUUACACAGGAAGCUGAGUGGGCCACACCCAGUGUGGAUGUGCUGACAGGAAAAAAAAACUCUGCCGGAAAUCAAACCCAGCAAUUAAGCCAGUCGCUUUACGGACAGAUCUUAAUGUCGACGUGAAAUAUGAUUAGUAAAUACAUAUGAACGUCGAGAAGUGGAAAGGAAUGAGGAUCGUGGCCCGUGUCGGUAUUCUGAUAUUAGUGUGGACAGACUGAUUUAGAAAGAAAAAAGUCACGAUGAGAAGUAAUUUCCCUCAUGACUGGUAACUGCAAUGAAGCCCAAGUCUGUCGAUAAGCCAUUGCACCUGAAUCUUUACAACUUUAAUGCACUAGCUGCUCAAGACUCUCCAUAUGUUCUGACAAGCCCACGCUCCUUGCAAGCAUGCCGCAAAGCUGGCUACAAGCCAGUGGAACUCCUGUACAGGAGUCUUCAAGAGUACCAAGACGACCUUGCAGCAGAGAAUUCUACCCAGGUGUAUCAACUUUAUAAAGACCAGGAACAGGAACGGUUAAAUAAGCUAGAAAAAUGCCGUGCCAUUAGAGAGGAACUCAUGACACAAUCAGGACCACUUAAGGAGAAUUCACCACCCUUGUCUUCUACUGAUAAUAAAAAUAAAAUAACGACCUUGAUUACCUCAGCUCGUAAAGAACAGCUUGACAAAGAGAACACAUCACGAUCAACAGGAAAGCAAGCAUUAGCACUGAAAGCACUAGAAAACAACCAGGAUAGUGAUCUGAAGCAUGAACGUAUUGAUACACAGUAUCUGACUGGUGAAACAUCCACAUCUGAUUUAACCAAUAAUAGGAAAUCUACAUCCACUUCUGCAUCAAAAAAUUGCAGUUCACCAGAUAUCAGAAGAAGCAAGAAAAUCAUUGGAAAAUGCAAGAAUAUUUCCACACCCCCACAUUUGCAACUGCAUCUUGGAAGUUCAUCUUCAGAAAUCUCAUCCAUUUCCUCCACAUCAACAUCAGUAAAACUGUUAAUGAGAAAUACUCGACUAAUCAACAGUCACUUUGAUAAAUCAUGUAGCAGAACUUCAACCAAAUACCUGCAAAAGAUCAGGUCUUUGCCUUCAUCUGCCAGUUCACAUGCAACCAACAGGCACAAUACAAAACAUCAAACUCUGACGAGAAAGCAGAAUGGUCAUGACUACCGAAUCACAACUAACUCCGUCUCUAAUCACACAAGCUGUGGUGUUAGCAGGAACAUCAAUGCCAUUCCAUUAAAGAGGAAACAAGUGUCUUUCAGCUAUAUCAGCACAGACAACUUACAUCUGUCUGAACACGAUCGUCGCAUCCUUGAGUCAAUGGCCCUCAAGAAAAAAAUUGAGAGAGAAAGUGAUGAGUUUGCCUACCAGGCUCAUCAGCUCUGGGAACAGGACAGGGAGGAAAGAGAACAGCAAAGCAGUAUGGAGAUGGCACAGUGGAGGGAGAUAGUGGCAGAAAGGCGAAGAAUGCAGAACACUGAAAACUCGCGUAAAAUGGAGGAGAUGAAGCAGAGUCUCCGGCAAUCACAACAGCAACUAGAGCACAGAAUUCGUCAAAAAGAAGAACGUGCCGCAAACUUACGCUAUGCUGUAGAGGAGCGAAAGAUGAGUAAAGUCGAGGAACGCAGUCAGUCUGCUGCGAAGCGUCAGGCCGAAGCGGAAGCAGCAUGCCAACAAAGAGAGCUGGAAGCAGCACUGUGGCAGCAAACAUUAGAUGAACAGCAGAAGCUGCGGCUUGAGAGAGCAGAAAUGACAAGGAUGCAAAACCAAGAAACUUAUCGGAGGAGAGUUGCCAGCGCCAAUCGAGUAGAAGAACUCCGUCAUCAAGAACGUUGGCAGCAGAUGCAAGAAGAAACCAAGGUGGCACUACAAGAACUGCGCAGACUCUGUCAACAACGAGAAGAACGCGCACAAGAAAAGUUUAAACAGAUCCAGAAGGACCGUAGUAGGCAACUUAAGGGACAGAGCUUAGAACGAUCAGUCAGAUUUCAACAAGUUCAUCAACUGCAUGAUGAUCUUGAUGUGGGACUGAACAAGUGGCAGGGUCAGGUACUGUCCUUGCAGUGGAAGGCAACACAGGAAGCAGAAGUUAAAGCGACACGUCACUUGGAGAGCAAGCGACAGAAGGUAGAGAAUGAGAACAGGGCACGAUGGCAACACCACACACAUCUCAUGGACAGGCUAAGCCGUGAUGAUGAAGCUCGAGUGUGCUAUAUUCGAGAGCUCAUAACUCGGAAGGAGACAAAGAUGCAGAGAAUGGCCAAAGAGCGUGAUAUGGCCAUAAGAGAGUCUCGCCUGCAAGCACAGACAACAGCUGAUCUCCGAGAGCAUAUCAGGAGAACAUUAUCACCAGAGACGUUUGACCGUAAGGUCGCACGUGUCGCUCUGGAGAUGAGAAUUGCUGGUCGUCCGCCCACCGCAAGUCCUCCAAUGACCAGAUCUCACAUCUUCCUUGGCUGACUGUCGUUUGACG